AUGGAGCCGAACACCUCCAGCUCCGCCGACGGGACCUCCCCUGCAAGCUCCGUGCAUGCCCAGGGCCACCUCUCGCCGACCCCGUUGCUCCCAGAGCCGUCGCCCGGCCUCGCCUCUGCGUUUGGCUCCGGCUCCGGAACGCCGGCGGCGGGGCCGCAGGGUUCCCUGUCCCUGUCUGUCCACGGGCACGCGACGCCGCCGCAGUCCCUGCCCUCGUCAUCCUUCCCCUGGCUCGGCGCGGUCCAUAUGACUGCUGGAGACAUCUCCGCCCAACCAGAAGCGCCGGCGGCUACCCAUCUCCCGACGCUGCUCGUCAGCGGACAGCCGUGGGACGUGCUGGAGCAACCGUCGUCGUGGACAGCGCCGGGCAUGCUGCCCGCGUCCGAGGGCGCCUUCUCCGGGUUCGCCGGCCAGUCGGCGUUGCUGGAGCAGAUCGCGGCGUGGGCGCCGCAGAGCGAGAUGCCGUUCGUCUCGACGCCGUCUGGCUCGGGCCUGCCGCCGCGGAGCGGCGACAUCAUCGGCGCCGGGUCCGCGCAGCCGCCGUCGGAUUGCGAGCUCGCCCCGCUGCCGCCGAGCCUGCGCAUACCUUCGCUGGAGGAGACGAACAAGUUGAGCACCUUUGGCGAGAGCAUGCUUCCCUGGCACUACGGCAGCUCGUCCAUGGACGUUGGCGGCGGCUCCAUUUCCUCCAUGCCGGAUCUGACAACCGGAGCCAUGAAAGCACCUCUGCUGCCGAUGAAGCAGGUGCCCAUCGACGCCGCUCGCCGUGAACCUGAGUUCAUAUCACCCAUCGACCUUGACGGCGAGGACCUGCCCGUGCCGAACAACUCAACUUCCGGGGACCUCAGCAGUGCCAGGAGGCUCAUUUAUGCGAAGGAGAUCAUCAGCAAGGACAAGAAGUUGCAAGAGCUUAUAAACACUGACCCUAAGAAGGCGAAGAGGAUUAUAGCAGAUCGGUUUUGUGCAGCAAAGAGAAAGGCCAUCAAGGAUAUGCGCAUCCUUGAGCUCGAGCGCCAGAUUGAGAUACUGCAGGGCCAGUAUAACACUUUGUCUGCAGAAUUGUCAUUGCUGCAGGGGCAAUGCGCCGAGCUAAAGACACAGCGCAAUGAGUUGAGCAUGAUAAUGCUGGAGCUGGAGCAUAAGGUCUUGCUGAAAGAUGUACCAUUUUAG
Molecule: messenger RNA, 1170 nt
Organism: Panicum virgatum (switchgrass)
Lineage: Eukaryota; Viridiplantae; Streptophyta; Magnoliopsida; Poales; Poaceae
Exons: 4
Coding region: 1-1170 (389 amino acids)
Biological process (GO): regulation of DNA-templated transcription
Cellular component (GO): nucleus
Molecular function (GO): DNA-binding transcription factor activity
Source: RefSeq, a predicted model, not a curated record